This is a messenger RNA of Spodoptera exigua (beet armyworm), 1425 nucleotides long. The record is from the annotation of a GenBank genome assembly. Lineage: Eukaryota; Metazoa; Arthropoda; Insecta; Lepidoptera; Noctuidae.
AUGAAGGAGGGGGAGGGAUUGGGCCUCAGAUAUAUAUGGGGUCCAACAUUGUUGAUGCUGUUAGGCCCCGCCAUCGCCCUGGUGGUGCUCACUGUCAACCGGUACCUGGACAGACCGACCUUCAUGGUGAGGCAUGAUAAGUUCCUCGAGAAGAGAAACUUUCCUUCUGUCAUCGUGUGCCCUGAAGUUAAUUUUGUUGAACAGAAGAUGGACAACUUUUUAGCUAGAUUAAACUAUCCCCCUGGAACGAACGCGACUAUAAUCAAAAAAAUACUUCCACAACUAUCUGCGUUCUAUUCUCUUGACAUGUUGUAUGAGCUACCAGACCUAAUACGAGUGGAACACGUCCUGGACUACAAUGGUAUCUCUGUGGAGACGGCAGGGAGGUUACUUACAGCUACCUGUGAAGAAACGCUUAUCAAACCAUUGCAUCGUUUGGAGUAUGAUGCCUUGGGCAUGCGCGAAUGCCGCUGGAACCGCCGUAUAGUCAACUGUUCAGAAUUGUUCCAAAUGGAAUUUACCGGUGACGGCUUCUGCUGUGUCUUCAACGGAAGAUCACUGAGAAGGUCGGCAAACGAGCAGACGGGUUACCUGAUGGUAUACAGGGAAAUGGAGAGUCACGGACUAAAUAUAAAGAAAUCGUCACCGAGGAGGACGUGGUACACGAAACUGUUCGGUUACACAAGCGGCCUGAUGCUGGCCCUCAACCAGAGCCAGAUACUUACAUCUGUUGAUCUCUCUUAUAAGUGGGUGGCCCUUGAGACAGGCAACCACUUCGUCGAUAUAACCAUGAAUGGAACAGCUGUGAGUCCUGGAUCUGAGCACUGGAUUGCUUACUACACGACCGGCUACCAGAUAGCUUUAGGAGCUAAAACACUUCAUCCGUCACUCAGAAGGUGUAAUAUGGCAUCAGAAAAGUUGAAGUACUUCCCUCAGUAUAGCCAGAAGUAUUGUACGUUAGAGAAAGAAAUAGCGAAUACUUUGGACAAGUGCAAAUGUGUUCGGAACAACCACCCGAGACCUCCCGGGACUAGCCGAUGUCGAGCGGCCAUGCUGCGCUGUGCUACUCAGGCCAUGAUUUCGUAUGACUCCUUGAGCACUGACUGUCCAAUGACCUGUGAUACCAAGAAGGCUACAAUGAAGUCCUCGAGAUUUGACCUUGAUGAGACUGUGAGGACUGUGGAACCAUUCUACCAGGGUUUGAACUUCAAGACGGUGACAGUGGUCAGGGUGUUCAUACAGAGCCGCAAACGUCCCACUGUAGAGCGCUGGACAUUCUACGACUACAUAGAUUUAUUCUCUCAGCUAGGAGGUAUGUUCAGCGUAUUCUUCGGAUGCAGCGUGCUAACGUUGCUAGCAUUACUUCAAAUCGUUUGGCGCGCCCUCUACAGACGAUGUUUAAAAUUUUGGAGAACCACUGAGUAA